Molecule: messenger RNA, 5846 nt
Organism: Galleria mellonella (greater wax moth)
Lineage: Eukaryota; Metazoa; Arthropoda; Insecta; Lepidoptera; Pyralidae
Product: ankycorbin
Exons: 8
Coding region: 824-4978 (1384 amino acids)
Biological process (GO): protein localization to ciliary inversin compartment
Cellular component (GO): ciliary inversin compartment
Molecular function (GO): protein binding
Source: RefSeq, a predicted model, not a curated record
UGUUUUAGUAUUUGUUUCAUUUUUAAUAUUUAUGUUUCGUUGACAUAAGUAUAUAUAAUUGUAAAUAAUAAAGUUAUACAAUGGCACACGAGUCACGUGCAUAUUCACUCUAUUCACAAACCAGGAUUCAACUGAUUCACAGAAUAUGAAAUGAGAAAAGCGUAGUUAUAACAGUCCGUGCACGGACAUUGUGCACGCGAUGUUACGGCCGGCAAUCGCUCGAGCAUCACCUCGCACCAUCAUGUAAACAACGAACAAGGCUGGCAAACUGCGCCGUAACGUUUCCGUCAAUAUUUUUGUUCCAAUUACUGACUGAAAGAAGCUUUGCGAAUAACCAAUGACUUAUAGUUUAAAUAUAACACUACCAUAAUAUUUAUAACAAUAUGAAAAUAUAUUCAAGCCACAUAAAUAGUAAAUGCACUACCUUGCAAUGGCAUCUCAUAUCAUCAGCUUCUCCAUCGAAGAUGUCAGUAAAAUAUAUUGGAUAUAAACACUAUCAAAUUGAAAGCUUUCAAGGAAAUGCACCUGAGCACGGGGCACUGUCGACGGGGGUGCGGGGCACAAUCAAUAUAAUAGGUGUAGAAAUCGACUGCUACACUAUAAGCUAUUAUGGAGCUAUUCACGCUAGUUCGUGUGAAGUUAAUAUCGCUCGAAGUCAUGUCGCACGUGUUGACUGCAUCAAUCCUUGCCAUGUCAAUUAAUUAUUAAGCCAGCUUCAGUGCGCAUCCGUGAUAGAGGCCUACGUUGCGCGUUACACUACUGCGCUUCAAGCGGCGCGGGCGCCAAUCAAGCUGCGCGUGCUGCGUGCGCGGACCGCGUGCUUAUGGCCGCGCCGGCACUGGCCGACGCCCGAGACGCUGACGGCCUUACACCGCUGCAUCUUGCUGUGGUUCACGGAAACGUGCCUCUGGUCCAGACGCUAUUGGCGGCCGGAGCUGAUGUCAAUGCCAGGGACGAUGAACAUCACACUGUAGUACAUUGGGCCACUGUGUGUGGUGAAGUGGGUGCCCUCCGUGCGGUGUUAGCAGCGGGCGCGGAUGCUGCCACGCCUGACCAGCAUGGCGGAUAUCCGUUGCACUACGCGGCGCAAAUGUGCGGCGCGCCGGCGGCCACUGACCAUCAGACAAGAGGCGCAGCUUUAGAAGUUCUUCGUGCAUUAGUUAAAGAAGGUGGAGCUCGUGUGGACGUACGAGAUGCAGAUGGACGCACACCGCUUCUUUGGGCCGCAUCUGCGGGUUCUGCUGCGGCCGUCUUGGCAUUACAUCAAGCCGGCGCAAAAGUUGAUGAUGCUGAUAGGGACGGGCUAACAGCCUUACAUUGUGCAGCAGCGCGAGGUCAUACUGAAGCAUUAGAAACUCUUCUAGAUCUUUGCGGUGCUCGUGUUGACGUAGCAGAUUCACAUGGUUGUACUCCACUGCACUAUGCAGCAGCGCUAGGACAUGCUGAUGCCACAUCAGCAUUACUACAGCAUGGAGCAGACUCCCAUCGUCAAGAUAGAAGAGGUCGUAGUCCAGCGCAUACAGCAGCAGCUAAAGGACAAAUUGAAACUGUCCGCAUUCUUGGAGCAAGAGGAGCAAAUUUGUGGCUCCGUAAUUCUAAGGGUGAUUUGCCGUUACAUGAAGCAGUAGCCUCAGGAAGAAGAGAACUUGUUAAAUGGCUUUUAGAUGGAAGACCAUCACAAGUUAAUGCAACUAAUCAUGAAGGUCGUACACCAUUACAUAUUGCAGCAGCUACAGAUAACGCUGACUUAUGCCGUCUAUUAUUAGAUCGUGGGGCUGAAGUCAAUCCUGUUGCAAGAUCCUCUAAGAAUGAGCCAUUAACGCCGUUAGAUUGUGCCACAACUCGGGGUCAUAGAUCGACUGCAAAGUAUUUACAAAUGCAUGGUGGUGUUCCAGCUUCAAAAUUAGCUAAUACACAAAUAGUAAUUGAUGGUGCUCCAAUUACAGCCUUACCAACACGGAGAGUUACUAGUACAAAAAUUGAUGUACGUGACAAAAUAAGAAUAGAAAAACGUGAAAUUGUGGAACUAUCCAGUCCUUUACAGGAAAGAAGAUAUUUAAAAGAGAAGAAUGACACUGAUUCCACGAAUGAGUCAUCUUCUUUAGAUAGAAAACGAUCAACACGAAGAUCAGAAAGUAAAUAUUCAGGAAAACAUGAUAAAAGAAAAAGAUUUAUUGAAUCUCAAAAAAGCUUUAGUGAUGGUUAUGACAGUGAAUUUGAUGGCUAUACUAAAGGAAAUUAUGAUCAUCAAAAACACAAAAAAAGUUCAAAAAAGUCUAGAUCAAAAAGUGAGCCAUCUCGUCGUAAUGACAGUACUUCAAGACAUCAUCGCCGCUACAGAUCUGGAACGGAUAGUUCCUCUGAUUCUGAAAGUUAUUCAGAAAAGAAAAAAAACAAACGUCAUCGUAAACGUAAUAAAAGAAAAUCUAGUUCUUCAGAAAGUAGUAGUUCAGAAUCGAGUGAACGUCGAAGCACUAAACGUAAGGGUAAAAAAACAUCUAUACAUAUUGAAAAUGAUGAAGAAAAACAAAGUGUUAAUAUUGUAAAAUACAAAAGUACUGAAAAUUCACAUCACGUGGAAAAAAAUGAAGAUUUAUUACAAAAUACUGAUGUCGCUGUUAAUGUCGUAAAACCAGAAUCAGAAAAAGAAGAUACUCAAUUAGUAAAAAAUAAAACUCUAAGCGAAACUGAAACUGAUACUCUUUCUGUUAAAACUAACAUGAUUGUCACUGAAGCACAGAUACAUAUGGAACGUGAAUCAACUCAACACGGAAGUUCAGAACUUACUGUAACUGUUGAUUCUUCUAAUAAUAUAUCAAUAGAAACGGCGAACUUAUCAGUCACUCAUAAAGAUUUGGAUGGUGAAAAAAAAUCAGAUGAUGAAAAAUAUAACCAAGAGAAUAAUAUUAUUACGGAAUCACAAAUGCCCCCAUUACAGGAUGGUGUUGAAUCAAAAAUUUCCAUACCAACGAAAAUAAACGAGUUGAAUGAGGAAAAGGAAACUGUGAACACUAGACCAUCAGACAAUACUUCUAAAAAGGAGGAAGAUAAAUCUUCAACUGUGUCUGAACCUAAAGAUAAUGAAAAUACAUCAAAAAUAAGUGAAGAUCUAAAACAUACUCAAGAAACAACUGCAGCUAGCCCUACAUUAGUUAACGAAAUUAAAUUAAAUGAUACUUCCUCGUCUACUUUAAAUAAAGGCAGGAAAAGAUCAUUUCAAGUAUUAUCUGGUCCUGAUGAAGCUAUACUAAUACAAAGUAAAGAUACGUCUGGCGACUUGAAAACAAGUUUAGAUGCCCCUAGUAUUGAACAAACAGAAUCCCAGGACAAAAGUAGUUCUCCUGUCGUAUCAUUCGCUAAUAAAGAUGAAGUGUUUGAAAGUAAAGAUUCCGAUAAACCAUGUGACCAUUUAAUGGGAGAAUAUGUUGAUCACACUAAUGUAGGAAGUGAAACAGAUAAACAAAUUCAAGAAAAUGUACAAAUAGAAACUAGCGAGAGUAAUGUAAUAAGUUCAGAUGAAAAAAGAAAAGAAUAUUCUUCAAUGACAGGUAGUAGUACUGAACUUAGCCAAACUAUUGACAAGGGACUUGUUACAGUCAUUGAUGGCAAUCUUUCUUCAAAUGAUAGAGCACUACAGCAAAUUAUUUUAGAAAACGUAGAUAAAGAAUAUGACGUAAAUUUAUCGUUAUCACAAACUUCGCCCAGACGAAUUAGAAAAACUUCAAAAGAUAGUCAGGUUAGUAGCAGAAAAAAUAGUAUUUAUGAAACGGAAAGUUAUAAAGUAUUAUCUGACAUUGCUAGUGCACCUGAUGCAAUAAUUACGACAGGUAUAUUGAAAAAAACUCAAUCAGUUAGUCAUAUUGAUGAUGGUUCUCAAGAAGAUGAUAAAGAUAUUUUAGACAACGAUAAUACAAUUAUUAAAGAUAACACAUACGGAAGAAUACCCAGUGUCAGUGAUAAUGAAAUAUACAGUCACUCUGAAGUUAACAGUCGAAGGAAACGUUUUCGUAAAAAAGGCAGGACAAAAAGUCGUACUACAAUUAGAUCUAAAAGUGAAAAUUCUGAAAGAGGUUAUGAAUCAAGUGGCUUAAUGGACUCGGGUUUCGAACCUAGUCCUAGAGCUUUACAAAGACGCAUCACUAGUCCACGCCUUGCAGCUUAUUACCAAUUGAGAAACGCUAGCGGAAGAUAUUCGGGAAAAUCUGAUAGUAGAAUUCCAGUGCGCAAACCGGGAGAUAAAAAUGCAGUGGACAUGAAGUCUGUCACUCAACGAAUUCAAACCAAUAUGCGACGCUACUAUUGUGAACGAAAAAUUUUUCAACAUUUACUGGAACUGAAACGUUUACAAAUAAGAACCAGUAAGACUAAUGAAGCUGUUCUUGUAAAAAGAGCUAUUGAUGAAUAUAAUAAAUCAAGUCUAGCUAGUGUUGGGUUAGGACCAUAUAACAGCCCCGACUUUUCUUUUAGUAGUUUCGAAAAGUUUCUAUACGAAAGUUUAAGAAAGCUGCAAAAAAGCGGCAAAAAACAUUUAGAUAAUCUACCAGAAAAUCCUAUUGACUUUGAUUACGGGGAGAGUGAACUGUACAAAAUGAGUGCCAUACCAGAUAAUCCAUGUUUGUGUACCAGCAAAACGCAUCGAUGUUUUCAUGCUGUACAUGCUUAUACUGGUGUACCAUGCUCUGCUUAUAUACCUUACAAGUGGAAUCAUCACACCAUGCCUAAACCUGCAACGGCAGGGCCAAGCACAAAAUCGAAAGGAUUUUUACCAAAAAUCAAUACGAAGUCACCCUCGAGUUCUGGAAAAGCUCAUGUCACACUGGAGGUUUCUCAUGGGACAGAAAAACAAUUAAUAGCUUUACCAGCUGAGAAAUUGGACAAAAACAAAAGAUAUUAUGUCACUUUUACUGUUAAGGGCUCUGAACCGCCUUCAGACAAUGAUAAUGUGUCGCCCAAUACUAAAAGUGUACUCAGUGGCUAAUAUUUAAAACUUUAAGCGAAAACGAUAACGAUUAAUACUCACUGCCAGUUAGUGGUAUAGAUAAAGAUUUUAAUAACUUAUAAAAAAAGAAUUGGUUGUAUUGUUGUGCACCAUAUCUAUUGUGAGAUUAUUGUGAUUAGACUGAAGAAACCGUCCGAUAUUACAGUCAGAUUAUGGUAGAAAAUACCUAUUUUUCUAAAUGUAUAGAAAAUAAAUUAUUAUUUAUUUUUAUGGAAACAGUAAUUUAUCUUCAAUCAACAUUUUCUAAUGUUUAAUAUAUGUGUGUAGUCUUCCUAUUGAAAUAUAAUAUUCUGCACAAAUAAGUUUGUAAUAAGGAUAAUUAUGUCCGUUUCUUGUUAAUUUGUGGAAAAAUUAUUAAUUCGAGUUAUUUAAUAACGAUUAUGACGGAGGUGGUAUCACAUACGAGUAUGUAUAUAGAAACAGUUGUUAUUCCUUAAUAUUCCAUUCAUCAGUUUUUUUUUUCAUUCUUAUAUCUAUAGAUUUUAUUUCAUAGUCAUAUUUAUAUCAUUACAGUACACAAGACUCGCGUUUUCUUACAAAACACGACCAGAUGAUCAAAUAGAUUCAAUUAAAAUUUCAUUAUUUCUAUAUAAUUUUUACAUUUUAUUGUUCAUUUUAUAGAAAAGUACAACGAAUUUCAAUAAAUUACUUUUAACAAAUAAAAGCUUUAGUUAUGUUAACCAACAUAUUUACUUUUCAUCUAUUGGAACUAAUACAUUUACAUAUCUACCUAUCUCAAUGCCAUAUCUAUCUAUAUAUCUAUCAAAUAUUAUAAUAUCAGACAGAGAGAGUAUUUACAGAGGGCCUAUUAGAAAACUUGCAAUAAAUAGAAAUAUAUAAAUUUUUA